Messenger RNA from Linnemannia hyalina, 1560 nucleotides. NCBI's taxonomy places the organism in Eukaryota, Fungi, Mortierellomycota, Mortierellomycetes, Mortierellales, Mortierellaceae. The record is from the annotation of a GenBank genome assembly.
AUGGUCACAACCCUGCCAACAGAAGUCCUCAUCCAAGUCUCCUCAUACCUCAAUCCCGCCAAUUUAGCCUCAGCCUGCUGCGUUAAUCACGCAUGGUUCAUCCCAUUCGCCAGCAAACUCUGGCGCUCCCUCCACAAGGACCAAUUCUCUCAAGAAGCCCUCCUCGGAGCACUCCCCCAGCGUCUCGGCCCAGAAUGUACACGGCUCAUCAUCAUGGAAGCCCCCGUCUUGGGCCCCACAGCCGGACGAAAGUACGGAUAUGCGAUUGAGAUUUUGGAACGGAACCCGGAUCUGGAGGAGGUGUCAGUUUGGUUCCCGAAUCCAGUUGAGGCGACGAGGCAGUUGAUGCGGGUUGUGGGGAUUGUGGUGAGGAUGAAGAAGUUGAGGAAGUUGUGUAUUGAUGGGUUUAUGGCGCCCGAGGGGGUUUUGGAGUAUUUGUUGGAGAUGUUGCCUGGCUUGGAGGAGUUAUCGAUUGAGAUGUGGCAGGCUAACCCGGAUGCGGUGCUGGAUCCGGAUUUUGUUACGUGGCGGAUGCAGAGGAUGGCAUCGGAAGAUGCUGGCAAUCGGGAUAGGGUAGGAUUGACCCCGACAGCACCUGCCACGUCAGCAACCACGUCAGCAACACCAUCAGCAAUAUUAUUGCCAGCGGGAGCAUCAUCAUCAGCAGUGACAACGUCAACAACUGAACCACCACGCCAACUACGAAGACUUUCCUUGAUCGACAUCGAGUUCUCCUUCGAAUACUUCCUCAAGCUAGUACAGGACUACCCACUCCUGGAGUCGAUCACUCUGGAGGUAUCAGAAGAAUCCGCUCAUUUCCGGCCAGGAGAAUCACCCAGCUACAUCCCCUUCUGUGAACAACUCGGGAUCCUCUGCCCAAGACUGGACCAGCUCAGCCUCAGGUCUGUGGAGAUCAACAGCGACGGUCUGGAAUAUCUUCUAUCUGCGUUUCCCCGACUCAAACGUAUUGCGAUCGCCAACACACCCAUGGCCGACUGCGAUAUCCUUCGAAUCCUGUUGAAUCGCUCGGGAUACUCUGAGAUACUAGAGGAAAUUGAUCUGACCCAGGAUUCAUCGAGACCUUCGGGUGUAGAGACUCUUGAGGUGUUGCGGAGGUUCCAUAGGUUGCGUAGGCUACGCGUGACAAGCGGGACCAUAAUGGUGGGACCACUAAUUCAAGUCUUUCUCAUUCAGCGCCUUAAUGGUGCCGAUGACGAGCAACAGCAGGAGCAGCAACCACUACAGCAACAGCAACAACACCCACCAGCGGCAUCCAAUCAGGCCAACAGUGAGGACCUCCAAGGUCAAGGUCAAAUGCACGCCACCCCUACCCGACCAGGAGAGCAUCUGGAGAAGCUUGAGGUCACGAUUGUUGGACCGUCAAGGGGCUGGGCACCCCCAGCACUUUUUGUAGACGAGUACGAUGAUAGGUACGGCCAGCAGGAGCGUGAUGCCGAUGACGCGGAUAGGACAUACCCCUUGUACAACACCCUCACGACACUUCUCAAGGAUAAGACUUUGCUGGAUAUGGACGGCCUGACCCUCGACUAUGAACUUUAG